Caenorhabditis auriculariae is the source of this 1368-nucleotide messenger RNA. Lineage: Eukaryota; Metazoa; Nematoda; Chromadorea; Rhabditida; Rhabditidae. The record is from the annotation of a GenBank genome assembly.
AUGUACCACCUCUCCGCGGUGAUGGGGAUCAACGACCAUUUAUGGCGGCAACGUCAUAAAUCCAAGGUCAUCGUCAACAGACUAGAGAAGCAACUCGACAACUUCCAACCGCCUUCGCAGGCUGGCUUCCGACGCAACUACUCUUGCCUCGACCACAUUCACGCCUUGACCCAGGUGGUGGAACGGCACCAGGAGCACCAGAUGCCACUUGCGUUGGCCUUCGUCGACUACUACAAGGCAUUCGACAGCGUGGAGAUCAACGCCGUCUUGAAUGCUCUUGCCUCCGCCGGAGUCGCCACGAAGUACGUCGAGCUGAUCGCCAACAGCAACGAGGGAACGUCCACGACCAUCCAGCUGUUCGACAAGAAGCUUUCGAUCCCCAUCAGGAAAGGUGUUCGCCAGGGAGAUACCAUCUCCCCCAAGUUGUUCUCCACGGCACUAGAAGACGCGAUGCGCCAACUUGGAUGGGACGAAGAGCACGACUGGGAAGACAGUACAGACAUCAGAGGCAUCAACAUCGACGGCAAGGUCCUCACAAACCUCCGCUUCGCCGACGACAUCGUACUCUUCUCAAGCUCCACCACCGAACUUUCCUCUAUGCUGAACGAUCUGGACGAAGUCGGCAAGAAGAUCGGCCUUAAGAUGAACGUCAAGAAGACGCAGUGCAUGAAGAACCGCUUCUGCGACCAAGGCAAAGUCACCCUUGAGGGCCGCGACCUUCAGGAGGUCACAUCCUACAUCUACCUUGGCCGGGAAGUAAACAUGGUGAACGACCUGCAAGCAGAGAUCGGCAGACGCAAACGCGCUGGAUGGGCCGCCUUCAACUCCAUCAAAGAAGUCACCAGUCAGCUGAAAGACCCGAAACUGCGAGCUCACAUCUUCGAAGCGUCGAUAAUCCCUGCCAUCCCCUACGGUACCGAAGUUUGGCCUGACACGAAGAAAAAAAUGCAACCGCCCUACGAACUUCCUACCGCGCACUGGAACGUGCUCUCAUCGGCACCACUCGCUUCGAGCAGUGGAAAAAGAACAGAGGAGCACAGACCUCCGUCAACUAUCCCAAAUCCGGGAUCUAGAAGAGCACAUACAACGCGGGAAACAUCGUUGGGGCGGCCACGUCAUCCGCAGACAAGACGACCGCUGGUCCACGAGAUUAACACACUGGAUUCCGAGAAACAUCAAGCGCCCACUCGGGCGCCCACCGACCAGAUGGACGGACUACUUCCGCAAGAACAUCAGUCAGCCAGGCCGCCACUGGAUGACCGUCGCGCAAGACCGAGCCGCCUGCAGAACGUGUGGUCCACGCUGAGAACAUCAGCGAAGAUGGACCAUCAAAGUAUCAAAGUAAAGUAUUCCUUCCGAUAUCUCUGA